This is a messenger RNA of Colletotrichum truncatum, 132 nucleotides long. RefSeq lists its product as uncharacterized. NCBI's taxonomy places the organism in Eukaryota, Fungi, Ascomycota, Sordariomycetes, Glomerellales, Glomerellaceae. The record is from RefSeq and is a predicted model, not a curated record.
AUGGGCCCUGACUUGAGUAAGUACCAUGUUCCCAUCUUCCCACCAUCCUUAGUCGACGGACGCUGUAAACGUCGCUAUGGCGACUCCACCAGCACCUGUUCUUGCCGCCUCUCCUACAAGACACUAUUCUGA